AUGUGCCGAGAGCAGAUACAUGAAGGAAGAAAAGUAUGCACACUUGCGCAUACACUCCUUGCAGUUGUUGGCAUUCGUGAUCUGUUAGAGGUGGCACCGAAUGGAACGGCCAAAGCGCUGCUCCCCCUGACCCCCAACAAGCUGCAAGGUACACCGCCAGCACUACCUCUUUACUUGGAAGUAGCGAUAAAGUCCAGCGUCGACAUUUUCUACUUUAAUGUGCCCUACGACUUGUCAGCGGUAUUGAUGGACAGCGGGCCGGUUCCAAAAGACGACUUCCAGCGGGUCUGGCAGAACCAGUCCGUGCAGAAGGCGAUGUCCCAGGGAGUCUUCGCGCAGAGAGUGAUGCCAGAGAUGGUUGCUGCAAGGUUGCAGCAGUACUUCUGCUACGUGGUCGUGAAGACCCAGGGCCAGGAGGCGGAUUCGCUUUACAUCAGCUGCACCACCAGCAACAAGCUGACGGUUUUCUGCGAGCUGAGCUUGCAGAAGGGAGGGCCCGGAGUGAGGGCCCAGUGCUGCUCUGAGCAGCCUGUGAUGGUGCCCCUCUUUCAGAGCUUCCUCUCAGAGCUGCUGCAGGUGAAGUGGCAGCAGGGUGGUCCUCCCGUGGCCGGAGGGUCCUCCGUCCUGUUUCAGUCCGGACAGGGUUUCUGGCGAUUUCAACGAUGCAAUUCUCCGAAGCAUCCCGGGUUUGCAGAGUACCAGCUAGUCAUGUUUUGGCGAACAACAGUCGCCCGUGUACGCCCAGGCCGCGCGGAUGAGUGCCGGCUGGAGGAGAAAAAGUUGGGCCUUUGGGGCAUCGCAACUUCCGCGGUUGCGAUCACUACUUUCUACUCAAUCUACGAGAGCUCGCACGGACUAACGAUCAGUAGCCUUGUCUCCGCACAUUCAGGACAGCACAUCGCCGCAGUGCACUUGUGA
Molecule: messenger RNA, 918 nt
Organism: Symbiodinium necroappetens
Lineage: Eukaryota; Dinophyceae; Suessiales; Symbiodiniaceae
Source: the annotation of a GenBank genome assembly